This is a messenger RNA of Ctenocephalides felis (cat flea), 923 nucleotides long. RefSeq names its product epimerase family protein SDR39U1. The record is from RefSeq and is a predicted model, not a curated record. Lineage: Eukaryota; Metazoa; Arthropoda; Insecta; Siphonaptera; Pulicidae. The annotation marks the transcript as partial. The transcript has 5 exons.
AGUACAAAGUGUUGAAUAACAAAGACAUAACCUCACUUUUUCAACUGUCAAGUGUCAAAAGUUUGUAAAUAAUACAAAUAAUGGCUCAUCACGUAUUAGUAGGUGGUGGCACAGGUUUCAUAGGCAAAGCCCUAUGCACCUAUUUAAAAGGACACUCUUGCGAUGUCACUGUUGUAUCACGUAUGCCAGGACCAAAACAUGUAUCCUGGUUGCAACUUGAGCAAUUCGGUUUACCCGAAGGGAUUACUGCUGUUGUCAACGUUGCCGGACAGAAUGUCUUGGAUCCUACCAGACGGUGGACACCCGGGUUCAAACAGAACGUUUACAGUUCUCGUAUCAACACCUCAAAAUGUUUAGCAAAAUGUAUCAACAAUGCCAAAACUAAACCGAAAGUCUUCAUAGGCAUAACAGGCGUCAGUUCUUAUCCUUUGAACACCGAUAAACCAGUUUCUGAAAAUUUUGAUAAACCUGAAAAACGUAAUUUCGAUUUUAUGAAUCAUUUGUGUGCCGAAUGGGAGCAUGCGCUUAAACUACCACCUGAUUCACCUACACGACAGAUUAUUUUAAGGACUGGUGUAGUUCUUGGUCGUGACGGUGGUAUGAUUAAGCAAUUAAUUUUACCGUUUUGGUUGGGUUUAGGAGGUCCCGUAGGCAGAGGUACACAACCUUUGCCUUGGAUACACAUUGAGGACUUGACGAGUCUUAUUUGGUUUUGUAUACAGGAAGAAAAGCUUAGUGGGAUUGUUAAUGCUGUGUCGCCGCAUGUUAUCACUAAUAAUGAUUUUACACAGGAGUUUGCCAAAGCCCUAUACAGACCAGCCUUUAUCCCAGUCCCCGAGUCUUUACUCAAUCUAAUUUUCAAUGAAGAAAGAGCAUCCCUGCUCACGACAGGCCCCAAAGUAGAGCCCAAAAGAGCCCCCGAA